Messenger RNA from Aureobasidium subglaciale EXF-2481, 372 nucleotides. RefSeq lists its product as uncharacterized. The transcript is spliced from 2 exons. The record is from RefSeq and is a predicted model, not a curated record. Bases 38 to 217 code for a protein of 59 amino acids. NCBI's taxonomy places the organism in Eukaryota, Fungi, Ascomycota, Dothideomycetes, Dothideales, Saccotheciaceae.
ACGCGAAUCUUUCACCGACAAGGUCUCCAAGACCGUCAUGCCCGACAGCCAAAAGUCGACUGGCGACAAGUACAAGGACAAGGCCUCUGGUGGCAUGGACAGCGCAGCCGGAUCCAUGCAGCCCGACAGCAUGAAGUCGGACUCGCAGAAGGCUGGUGACAAGGGCGGCAGCAUGCUCGACCAAGCCAAGAAUGCACUUUCUGGCGACAACAAGUAAAGCUCUUAAGCUGCGAUUGUUACGAGUAUGAUGAUAUGAAUAUGUCAAGGCAUGUAGGGAUAGCAGCAGAUACCCACAAUGAAAUGACAAUAAGCCAUGAUCACCUUUGUAAAGUGCCUCUUCCAGUUCAAGAGAGAUCGAGUUGGUGCUUUAUG